AUGGCUCUCAAGGUCAAAACUGCUGAAACCAAGGUUGUGCUGGUGAACCUGUUGAUAUGCAUGGCAGUUUUCUACACUGUGUACUACGUGGUCCUUUCCGUUUGCUUUGCCAUAUUCAAGGUUAAAAUGUUGGAUGGUUUGGCACCUUUUGAUUUUAAGACAAAUCCAUCAUGGCUUAAUCCACAUUAUUUAGUUCUUGUUAUCUCAUUGGAAAUAACUUUUUUCAUUUGUGGUCUGCUGUUUGCCCUGGUGGUGGAAGAAUGGGUUUGGGAUUAUGCUGUAACAGUUACUGUUAUUCAUAUCAUCAUAACUUCCAUUGUUAUGUCUGAAUUUCCUCUGAUGUUACACUGGUGGCUGGCAUUAGGAUCUGGAGUAAUUUCAAUGAUUUGUGGAGGACAGAUUUUGGCAUAUUGUUUAUUUAAAGACAACUUCAUUUACCCUGUUCUAGAUGAUUUUUGA
Messenger RNA from Phasianus colchicus (ring-necked pheasant), 459 nucleotides. It is a transcript of the gene TMEM244, whose product is annotated as transmembrane protein 244. The record is from RefSeq and is a predicted model, not a curated record. Lineage: Eukaryota; Metazoa; Chordata; Aves; Galliformes; Phasianidae.